This is a messenger RNA of Prinia subflava (tawny-flanked prinia), 522 nucleotides long. RefSeq names its product RNA polymerase II, I and III subunit K (gene POLR2K). The coding region runs from base 213 to 389 and encodes 58 amino acids. The transcript has 4 exons. Gene Ontology annotation, biological process: DNA-templated transcription. Gene Ontology annotation, cellular component: RNA polymerase I complex; RNA polymerase III complex; RNA polymerase II, core complex. NCBI's taxonomy places the organism in Eukaryota, Metazoa, Chordata, Aves, Passeriformes, Cisticolidae. The record is from RefSeq and is a predicted model, not a curated record. Gene Ontology annotation, molecular function: DNA binding; zinc ion binding.
UGACGCCGGGCGCUCGUCAUCAGCGUGCGCCGGGGAGGUGGCGAGGCCGCGGAGCUGCGGGAGCCGGCGGCGGCGCGGGGCUGCUCCGAGCCUUUGGGUGUUCCCUUCGCUGCUCGGCGUGGUGCUGUGGCCGUGGUGGGCAGGGAAGAGCCGGGACCAGCCUCGUGGGCUUCGCUCCUGCGUGCCAGACCCGCGGGACGGUGGCGGAGAACAUGGAUUCACAAAAGGAUGUUCAGCCUCCAAAGCAGCAGCCAAUGAUUUACAUUUGUGGAGAAUGUCAUACAGAAAAUGAAAUAAAGGCAAGAGAUCCUAUCAGGUGCAGAGAAUGUGGCUACAGAAUAAUGUACAAGAAAAGGACAAAAAGACUGGUAGUUUUCGAUGCUCGAUGAUGUCUGCUGAAGAUAGUGACUUCAUGAUGCAAUCUUUCUGAUAACUUUGUUUUGUAAAACUGUUUGUGUGUAAAUGCACACUCUUAUUUGUGUUUUAAGAGAUUGAAAUAUUAAAGUUUACUGUAAUAGUAAA